Molecule: messenger RNA, 523 nt
Organism: Merops nubicus (carmine bee-eater)
Lineage: Eukaryota; Metazoa; Chordata; Aves; Coraciiformes; Meropidae
Product: sex comb on midleg-like protein 4
Exons: 3
Molecular function (GO): protein binding
Source: RefSeq, a predicted model, not a curated record
ACUAAUGAUACUUCUUCCUUUCACAAUAUUUCUAUACUAAAAGCUGCAAGUUCCACAACUGGACCAGAUCUGAAUUCACUAAAAAGGGAACCUUCGAGAAUAUUGAAUAAGGAUCCUUCCACCUGGUCAAUAGAGGAAGUAAUGCGUUUUGUGAAAGAAGCUGAUCCACAGGCACUAGCUCCACAUGCAGAACUCUUCAGGAGACAUGAAAUUGAUGGGAAGGCACUACUCUUACUGAGGAGUGAUAUGAUAAUGAAAUAUAUGGGACUGAAGCUGGGACCUGCCCUAAAGUUGUGCUACCACAUUGAAAGACUUAAACAAGGAAAGUUUCCUGAGGGCCUCAGCGCUGUCCCGGGGCUCGGGCGGGCUCUUGACGUCGUAGCACUGCAGCACCGAGUCCUGGGGCAGGUCCCUUUUGAAGGAAAAGUUUUUGGUGGAGACCCCCGACAGGCCCUUGAUCUUGCCGCAGAAUAUGGUGGGCACGGCGUCCUUGACGGAGACGAUGACUUUGGCUGUCUGCGAG